CGUCAUAGUUCCAGUUCCAUAACAUUAUUUCACUGACUAAAACAUGAGUUAAGGACAUCUUUGAUUGAGGUUAAUUACAGUUUUCUUGAACUUUAAUUCUGACUCAUGAGAUUUGGAUUGUCUAUUCCAAACUGGCGUUAGUCGCGGAUAUCUCGAACAUUAAUUUUGACAAGGCAAAAUCUAAUUAAAGUUAUUUGCGACACAUCCAGUCAAGCUUCCUAUUUUAAAUAUGCACAUUGAAAAGCGACGUCACUUCCUGUUUGGGCUCACUUGCCGUGGCGGGAAAUUGCAGCAUGGCUGUUCAGCCAAAGCAAAACCUGUCCAUGGACAGCGCGUCCGAACACUCCUUCCUCAACUUCUUCUUCUCCAUGCCGGAGAAACCGGAGACAACUUUCCGCAUAUUCGACCGCAGCGAGUACUACACGGUUCACGGGAAAGACGCAGCGUUCGCCGCGAAAGAAGUUUUCAAGACGAACGCCGUCAUCAAGCACUUGGGCUCCGGGAGUCGUAAAUUGGACAGCGUGGUGUUGAGCAAGCUCAACUUUGAGGCUUUUGUGAAGGACCUGCUUCUGGUCAGGCAGUACCGCGUCGAGGUGUACAGGAACCACAGCAAGAACAGUAAGGAGCAUGACUGGAAGAUUGAGUUCAAGGCCUCUCCAGGAAACCUCGCCCAGUUCGAAGAGAUUCUGUUUGGCGGCGGAAAUGGUGCUGAAGGCUGCACGGGUGUGGUCGCUGUGCGUGCCACCUCCGGCGUGGUGGCUGUGGGCUACGUGGAUGCGACGCAACGCACCAUGGGCGUUUGCGAGUUCCCCGACAACGAGGUCUUUUCCAACCUCGAGUCGCUCCUCAUACAGGUCGGCCCCAAGGAGUGUCUUCUCUCUCAAGGAGAGGGCAGCAAGCUACGGGAGGUGGUGCAGCGCGGUGGCGUGCUGGUGUCGGAGAGGAAGCGAACGGAGUUCAAUAGCAAGGACGUGGUCCAGGACCUCAACAGGCUGCUGAGAGCCAAACGGGGAGAGACGGUGGCCAGCAACACCCUCCCGGAGCUCGACAAACAGGUGGCCAUGUCCUGCUUGGCCGCAGUGGUGCGCUACCUGGAGCUUCUCUCCGACGAGUCCAACUUCAACUCCUUCAGCCUGACCUCGCUGGAGCUGGGUCAGUACAUGAGGCUGGACAGUGCUGCUGUCAGGGCGCUCAACCUCUUCCAGGGUGCACCCGAUGACACCAGCGGGGCUCACUCGCUGGCCGGACUUUUGAACAAGUGUCGCACACCUCAGGGCCAGCGGCUGGUCAACCAGUGGAUUAAGCAGCCGCUCCUGGACACCACUAAAAUCGAGGAGAGGCUGGACCUGGUGGAGAGUUUGGUAUGCGAUUCAGAGCUGAGGCAAACGUGCCAGGAGGACAUUCUGCGGCGCUUCCCUGACCUCCAGCGACUGGCCAAGAAGUUCCACCGCCGCAGCGCCACCUUACAGGACUGCUACCGCGCGCACCAGGCCGUCGACCAAAUCCCCGCGCUCAUCACCGCACUGGAUAGAUAUUCGGGCGACCACAAGGUCCUGCUCGAGGCGGUCUUGAUCUCCCCGCUCAGAGACCUGCAGGGUGACUUCAGCAAGUACCAGGAGAUGAUCGAGACCACGCUGGAUAUGAACCAGAUUGAACACCACGAGUUCCUGGUGAAAGCCUCAUUCGAUCCCGUGUUGAGUGAACUCCGGGAGAAAAUGGACGCCAUGGAGAAAAGCAUGCAGGCCGUGCUCAACGCCGCGGCAAGGGAGCUAGGUUUGGACGCUGGCAAGACGGUGAAGCUGGAGUCGAGCGGCGUGCUGGGCUUCUACUUGCGUGUCACCUGCAAGGAGGAGAAGAACCUGAGGAACAACAAGGCAUUCACCACACUGGACGUGCAGAAGAACGGCGUGCGCUUCACCAACGGCAAGCUGAGCGCGCUCAACGAGGACUACGGCCGCAGCAGGGAGGAGUACGAGGAGGCGCAGAAUGCCAUCGUCAAAGAGAUCAUCAACAUUGCCUCAGGCUACGCGGACCCUCUGCAGACCCUUGGAGAUGUCGUGGCGCUACUGGACGCCGUGGUUAGCUUUGCCACGGCGUCGGUUUCCGCCCCCGUGCCUUACGUACGUCCGCGCCUGCUGCCCGACGGGCCGCGUCGCCUGGAGCUGCGGCAAGCGCGCCACCCCUGCAUGGAGACGGACGCCGACACUUGCUUCAUACCCAACGACGUCACCUUUGUGCAGGGUCAGAAGAGCUUCUACAUUAUCACAGGCCCUAAUAUGGGCGGAAAGUCGACGUUCAUCCGUCAGGUCGGCGUCAUCGCUUUGAUGGCACAAAUCGGCUGCUUCGUGCCGUGCGAGGAGGCGGAGCUGAGCGUGAUUGACGGAAUCCUUGCCCGGGUGGGGGCGGGAGACAGCCAGGUGAAGGGCGUGUCCACCUUUAUGUCCGAGAUGCUGGAGACGGCGGCCAUCUUGCACUCCGCCACGGAGAAGUCGCUGGUCAUCGUGGACGAGCUGGGCCGCGGCACGUCCACCUACGACGGCUUCGGCUUGGCCUGGGCCAUCAGCGAGCACGUCGCCGGCGAGAUCGGCUGCUUCUGUCUGUUCGCGACGCACUUCCACGAGCUGACGGCGCUGGCGGCGCAGCGGCCCGCCGUGCGCAACCUGCACGUCACGGCGCUGACGUCCCAGAACACGCUCACCAUGCUCUACAGAGUCAAGCCAGGUGUGUGCGAUCAGAGUUUCGGGAUCCACGUGGCAGAGUUGGCUUGUUUCCCCCCGUCGGUAGUCGCCAUGGCCAAGGAGAAGGCCCAGGAACUGGAGGAGUUUCAGGAGUCGGCGGCGUCUCCUAGAGAGGACGAGCCCGAGGCCAAGAAGCGACGCAGCGACAAACGAGUCGGAGAAGACUUGAUUCAAGACUUCCUUGAGGAAGCAAAGAGUCUCCCCGCUUCCACCAUGACGGAGGAGGAGGUGAGGGCUGCGUUGAGGCGCAUGAAGACGGCGCUGCUCGGCAAAAACAAUGCGUACGUCUCUGAGCUGCUCGCGCACUCACUUCCUGUCAUUCCGUCUUGAUAUUUUGGACACCUAGCGUCACCUGUGGUAAAUGAUGAGAUCCACCGCCCCCCCCCCCCCCCCCCCGAAACUCCAAAACAGUUUUUCAGGUCACCGCAUUUUGAGUUACGCGUUUAAUAAACUUUUUCAUGCAUGAAAGGAACAAAAA
Messenger RNA from Hippocampus zosterae (dwarf seahorse), 3216 nucleotides. RefSeq names its product mutS homolog 2 (E. coli) (gene msh2). Gene Ontology annotation, biological process: mitotic recombination; somatic recombination of immunoglobulin genes involved in immune response; mismatch repair. Lineage: Eukaryota; Metazoa; Chordata; Actinopteri; Syngnathiformes; Syngnathidae. Gene Ontology annotation, cellular component: nucleus; MutSalpha complex. Gene Ontology annotation, molecular function: mismatched DNA binding; ATP-dependent DNA damage sensor activity; ATP binding. The record is from RefSeq and is a predicted model, not a curated record. The transcript has 16 exons. The coding region runs from base 294 to 3068 and encodes 924 amino acids.